Octopus bimaculoides (California two-spot octopus) is the source of this 2051-nucleotide messenger RNA. Its product is annotated as lysophosphatidic acid phosphatase type 6. The record is from RefSeq and is a predicted model, not a curated record. NCBI's taxonomy places the organism in Eukaryota, Metazoa, Mollusca, Cephalopoda, Octopoda, Octopodidae. Gene Ontology annotation, biological process: dephosphorylation. Gene Ontology annotation, molecular function: phosphatase activity.
CUGUCAUCUUGUUUCAGCUCCGGUCAAUAUUCCCGUGGCCAGUGACAGCAACGAGGUGUUGAUCCCGAAGCCCUCGUUGUGCCCGAACCUGCUACAUUACCACAUGUUAGCGCAGAAGGUAGCCUACUGCCAGAGUGACAUGUUAUACGACAGGCUCAAGAUUGAAAAGAUUCUCGGUAUUGACUCCUUCAACUCUAAAGAACGAAUUAAGUGGAUCGAAGCCCGAGAUGACCUAGUUGCAAGAAAGGUUCACGGUCUCCCGAUCCCUGACAAGCUGGAGCCAUUUAUGAGUAUCAUUGAGAAACACGCCACAACAUUGCUCUAUAAAUCUCUCUGUGGACUCGAAAAAGAUGAUCGUCAAAUAGCAACUGUUCUUUCCUGUGGCAGAGCUAUCGACCUUUUCCUGCAACAUCUGAGUCCUGAUUCAAAGGAUAGUCACUACAAGCUGUAUCUAUACUCCUGUCACGACUCCUCACUCUGUGCAAUACUCGGUGCCUUUGACAUAUUUGACUACAAGUGGCCCCCGUUCGCUGCUGACUUGAGGAUAGAACUGUACGAAGAUAAGAAGUCGCACAAAUUUGUGAAGGUCUCCUACCUCAAUAAGGAUGUAAAAUCCCGUGGCUGUGAUGAAAUCUAUGCCCCUUAUGAGAAGUUUGUUAAGGGAUUGUCCUGCAUGGCAACUGACAAAGAGACACAUGACAAACUGUGUAACUCUUCUGAAAUAUGUCGGAGAUUCUCACCAUCUAAAAACAUGGUUAAAACAGUGUAGAAACUCCAAGCUGUGUAAAUUAAUUCAAGCAAAACUGUACUAAAACUGUACUAACAAAACCAUGAAUAUUUUUUAAUACAAUACAAACAAACUUUCUGCAUUGCUUUUCUGUUUUUUUUUUUUUUUUUCUCUUUCACAUUUACAUACACACACUAACACAUCUACACACAUAUGCAGAACUUGUUGAAUGACUUGACAGAAACACAAAUAUAAGGCGGUGAGCUGGCAGAAACGUUAGCACGCUGGACGAAAUGUUUAGCGGUAUUUCGUCUGCCGUUACAUUCUGAGUUCAAAUUCCGCCGAGGUCGACUUUGCCUUUCAUCCUUUCGGGGUCGAUAAAUUAAGUACCAGUUACACACUGGGGUCGAUGUAAUCGACUUAAUCUUUUUGUCUGUCCUUGUUUGUCCCCUCUAUGUUUUGCCUCUUAUGGGCAAUAAAGAAAUAAGAAACACAAAUAUUUAGGCCCCGAAGAUGGAGAUAAAAACACUAACACAAAUUCUUAUUUAUUAUUAUUAUUAUUGUUGUUGUUAUUAUUUAAACUUUAUUAUUAUUAUUAUUAGUAUUAUUAUUAUUAUUAUUAUUAAGACUGCAAGAGGUUGACUUUGCCUUUCAUCCUUUCGGGGUCAAUAAAUUAAGUACCAGUUACGCACUGGGGUCGAUCUAAUCGACUUAUCCCCUCCCUCAAAAUUCCAGGCCUUGUGCCUAUAGUAGAAAGGAUUAUUAUUAUUAUUAUUAAUUCGGCGAGCUUGCAGAAUCCUUAGUACACUGGGUGAAAUGCUUAGUGGUAUUUUGUCUGUCUUUACAUUCUGAGUUCAAAUUCCGCCGAGGUCAAUUUUUACCUUUCAUUCUUUUGGUGUCAAUAAAUUAAGUACCAGUUGUAUACUGGAGUUGAUCUAAUCGACUGCCCCCCCGCCACCUCCACCAAAAUUUCAGGCCUUGUGCCUAUAGUAGAAAGGAUUAUUAUUAUUAUUAUUAUUAUUAUUAUUAUUGUUCAGUAGUUUUAUUUUUAUAACGUGCUUUCACUUCACUACCGAGCGCAGCUCUGUGCGCCUUGGGUAUGUGCUGUGGUUUGCUGUGGUGCUCUUAUGUUUACUGUAUUGAAAGUGUUUUGCGUAGAAUGUGUGCAGUACCCAGUAGUGCAAUUUUCUGUAUGUUAUAUAUAUUUGUAAGUCCUGGUGUUUUUGUUAUGUAUUUGUCUGAAUAUUUUUUUAUUAUACCUAUGGCACCUACUAUGAUAGGAAUUGUUUCUGUUUUUAGAUUCCACAUUCGAGUUAUCUCUAUU